AAGUAUUGAAGAUUUGUGUAACUUAAGAAUAAAGAUGAUUUUCGGUGGAAACUAAACAGGUUGUCUGCUUGGGGAAUUUUGUUGUUGGAGGGCGUGUUGCUGUUCCAUCCAGCUCCUCCUCCUACGGGAAUAUUUACCUGCUCUCCUCGGAAUCCUCACACAUUCAGCACGCUCACCUGACUGACUCCUUCUGCUCUUUAGACACAACCUGCAGGUCUGAAAACAUACAUCAAAGGAACUUCGAUACACAGAGAGGACAUUAAGGACCAAAAAGUCACAGAAGUUUUACCUGAAUUUCAUCUCAAGGAGCAAAUCCUCCAUCAACAAUGGUGUCUGCGGGGUUCCAGAUCCUGGGCACUGCUCUGGGAAUCAUUGGAUGGAUUGGUGCCAUUAUUAUUUGUGCCCUUCCCAUGUGGAGGGUCACUGCUUUCAUUGGCAGCAACAUCGUGACCGCACAGACCAUCUGGGAGGGUAUCUGGAUGAACUGUGUUAUGCAGAGCACAGGCCAGAUGCAGUGUAAGGUCUACGACUCCAUGCUGGCCCUCAGCUCCGACCUCCAGGCCGCUCGGGCCCUCACGGUUGUCGCCAUCGUGAUGGGCAUUAUGGCCAUCCUGCUUGCUGUGGCUGGGGGUAACUGCACCAACUGUGUGGAGAACCAAGCAUCAAAAAAUAAGGUGGGCAUCACAUCUGGGAUCAUGUUCAUCAUCGCUGGAGUCCUCUGCCUUGUCCCCGUCUGCUGGACGGCCCAGACCAUCAUCCGGGACUUCUACAGCCCUCUCACAGUCGAAGCUCAGAAAAGAGAGAUGGGUGCUUCGCUCUAUAUCGGACUACAGAUCUUAGGGAUCCUGCUGAGCUUCAUCGGCUGGCUGGGCACCAUUGUCGCCUGCGCCCUGCCCAUGUGGAGGGUCACGGCGUUCGUCGGGGCGAACAUCGUGACGGCACAGAUCAUCUGGGAAGGCCUGUGGAUGAACUGCGUGGUUCAGAGCACGGGGCAGAUGCAGUGUAAGGUAUACGACUCUUUGCUGGCCCUGCCCCAGGACCUGCAGGCUGCCAGGGCCAUGGUGAUCAUCUCUAUAAUCAUCGGGGUGUUCGGCACGCUCAUGGCCGUGGUUGGAGGGAAGUGCACCAACUGCAUAGAGGACGAGGCAUCUAAAGCUCAAGUCUGCAUCGUGUCUGGUGUGAUUUUCAUCAUCGCUGCCGUGCUGAUUCUAGUCCCGGUGUCUUGGUCAGCUCAUGUGAUCAUAAUGGACUUUUACAACCCCUUGGUGAUCGCUGCACAAAGACGGGAGCUCGGUGCUUCACUUUACAUCGGUUGGGGCUCGGCCGGCCUGCUCCUGAUGGGAGGGGCUCUGCUCUCCAACAACUGCCCCCCAAAAGACAGCAGAUCCUACACGUCUGCCAACUUCAUCCCUGCAAGAAGCGCAUACUCAAUUGUGAACUAUGUGUGAGUCUCUCAAUUACAAAAGAUUUUGGUCACAAAAGUGCUUUUGUAAGUCACGUAUUUACAGUUUUUUAAUGUACUUCAUGAAUGUGAUUUGCUCAAAUGAUGCAUAAAGUUUUUUAAAAAUCACAAAAUUCCCCAAAUGAGUUUCAAAAGCGAGUAAUAAAUGGUGUUUGUCAAUACAGCUGCCUUUGUCUUCUCUCACCUUUGUUCUGAAUCUAAGCAAAACUGAAAAUGUUCUCUUUGUGAGAACAACAACCCCACAGGAAUUCAGGGGAAUAAACGUCUGUACCAGGUUGAGAUGUUUCGAUUGUGUAAUAGAUUGCCUUUUGGGCUUAUUUGGGUGAUUUAGAGUUUCUGUCUGGAGGAAAAUGGAUGUGACCCACACAGACAAUGGUGCUCUGUCCGAGCUUGGAUUCAUGUUGCUGAGGAACCGCUUUAUAUGUGCAAAGAACGAAUAUUUACUUUGCCUGGAUAGAGAACGUCUGACCAGGGUAUGAGACCUA
Messenger RNA from Nothobranchius furzeri (turquoise killifish), 1947 nucleotides. Its product is annotated as claudin-4. Gene Ontology annotation, cellular component: bicellular tight junction; plasma membrane. The record is from RefSeq and is a predicted model, not a curated record. Gene Ontology annotation, biological process: bicellular tight junction assembly; cell adhesion. Gene Ontology annotation, molecular function: structural molecule activity. Lineage: Eukaryota; Metazoa; Chordata; Actinopteri; Cyprinodontiformes; Nothobranchiidae.